AUCACAAAACUCUGUUAUCACAAACUAAAAAAACAAACACAACAUAAAAGGACCUGUUCCUUCCUACACACCCAAAAAAAAAUGGCUGAUCAUCAAUUCAACUCAGACAUACAAAAUUUUAUCACAAAUUCACCAUUUUCUCUAUUAAAUUUCGAUUCGAGUGUCGAUUUAAUGAACCAAUUUCCAGAUAUGAUGACCAUUCCUUGUUCAUCAGACAUGUCAAGUUUCAAUAUACAGAGUUCAAUGGAAUUUUCGAAUGAUAAUGUUUUCACUCAAGUAAAUGAUCAGUUUCCAGGAAGUUUACAAGAAAUAUUUCAAGGAAAUAUACAACAAGAAAGCAAAAAUGAGGAAAUUAAUGAUAGUAAAAAAAGAAAAAUUAGUGAUACUCCAGAAAGCAGUUCAGCUUCUGCUACGGGGAAUAAAAGAAGAAAUACUAAAGGAAGAGGAAAUAGAGUGAAAGUUGAUGAAAAGGAAGAAGAAAAACCAAGAGAAGUGGUUCAUGUUAGAGCUAAAAGAGGCCAAGCAACUGAUAGUCACAGCUUAGCAGAAAGGGUUAGAAGAGGAAAAAUUAAUGAAAGACUUAGAUGCUUGCAAGAUAUUGUUCCAGGAUGCUACAAGACAAUGGGCAUGGCAGGAAUGUUGGAUGAAAUUAUUAAUUACGUGCAAUCCUUGCAAAAUCAAGUCGAGUUCCUCUCCAUGAAACUUACCGCAGCAAGCUCAUACUACGACUUCAACUCGGAAUCCGACAUUCUUGUGUCAUUACAGAGAGCAAAGGCAUAUGAAGCACUAAAAAUGCAGAAAAUGAUGAAGAAGGAAAUUGAAUGUGAAGUGAUGUCUACAAAUCAAGUUGGUCUUCAUUUUGGAAGUUAUCCAAUGUUGCCAUACAACACCUGAAGAUUCUGCCCAAUUAAUUUUUUAUUUUUAUUUUCAAUCAAACUUUUUUCCCACUUGGUGCUAUACAUUUGCAAUAUUUGUACACAUUUGGAAAAAAGAAAUUCAGAUAUUUUAUAUUAAUAUACUUGUAUUAGGACUCACUCAGCUUUUAUGUGGGUACUUAACCAAAUUAUAUAUAGUAAAUUGUUUGAUUUUCUCUAA
Molecule: messenger RNA, 1095 nt
Organism: Solanum lycopersicum (tomato)
Lineage: Eukaryota; Viridiplantae; Streptophyta; Magnoliopsida; Solanales; Solanaceae
Product: transcription factor BEE 3
Biological process (GO): regulation of DNA-templated transcription
Cellular component (GO): nucleus
Molecular function (GO): protein dimerization activity; DNA-binding transcription factor activity
Source: RefSeq, a predicted model, not a curated record